UUGCCAUGCCAGUCAGAACUUUGAAGUUGCUAUUUAUUUCAUAGUUUACAUGAAUUAUUCUCGCUAACAUGUAUUUUUCUCAGACAGGUUGUGUGUUCGUGUAGAUAGAUGCAUACGUAGGCAGUUAUUAGUAUACAUACAUUUAUUUAUUUGUGAAUUGUUUUCACCCUGAUUUACGGCUGGCGUGUUUCAGGCGGCGAUGGCAAUGCCUGAGCAGUUUUCAUUGCGUUGGAAUGAUUUCCACGCGAACUUGUCCCAGUCUUUUCAAGCUUUGUUGGAAGGAGAGGAUCUGGUAGACGUGACACUAGCGGCUGGUGGUCAGUAUGUACAUGCUCACAAGCUCAUUCUCUCCGUCUGCAGUCCCUAUUUCAAGGAGCUGUUUAAGAUGAACCCUUGCGAGCAUCCAAUAGUGAUUCUAAAGGAUGUGGCUCACCAGGAGUUACGACAGCUAUUGCAAUUUAUGUAUCGUGGAGAAGUUCACGUAAGGCAGCAAGAGCUGUCUGCAUUCCUUCAUACAGCUGAACUGCUGCAAGUUAAAGGGCUUACUGGCGGUAGAGAGAGAAGUGAGUCACCCCCUGCCCCAGUGGAAGAAGAUUCUACAAAUGCUCCUAUGCCACCUGAGCCUAUUGGUGACAGUUUGCCUGAAUGGGUCCCAUCAGGCGAAGAAACCGUCGCCCCUGAAGCCCCACAAGAAUCCGCAAGCUCACUAGUCCCUAAAGAUGAAGCAGCCAGGAGCCCCUUGAAACGGUUAUUGAAGAACACCACAAAUAAAAACAGUUACAACAUCAAGAAAAAGCCACGGCCUGUUAGCGAUAAUAGCCCUUCGCUUGCAGAAAAUACGGAAUACGCCUCUGACGGUGAAUUAAUGAUCGACUUUGACAACGAUAUGCUGCAUAACCUGGUUUCGGCAGAUUCAGCGAAAGAGUCUGGAUGGAACUGCAAAACUGGCGGGGUUAAAUGUCCGUCUUGCCACCGAUUUUUCGCGAAUCGAUACAAUCUGAAAGUACAUAUUCGGGACAAACACGACACCAGGGAAGGAACCCUCCAGUGUGACAUCUGCCAGAAACGUAUGCGCAACCCUUCGUGUCUUCGUGUCCACAUGUACCACCAUCGUAAGCAGGCCGCCUAUCUUGCACAGCUAAGUGCUCAAGGAGACCAAAUGAGGCACGUUGUACAAAAUAUGGUUGGGAAUAAAUGGCGUUCGGAUGCAAAUGCCGACUUGAGGGAUGUUGACAACUACCCGGCAUCAGGCCCAAUGGAGUCAAAGUACCAGCCGGCCGCUGACGCUCAGUUGCCGGUCGUACCCGAAGCUGCGCUUCCGAAGGUGGAAGCGACUCUGGAGACAGCAUGAUUAGAACCCAACCCUGCGGUAGCCGAUGACGAUUACGUGGACCCAUUAGCCUUGGCUGCUUUAUUCACUCAACAGUAUCGCUGGAACGCAAAGCUCAUUUUCGGUCGGGUGCAAAGCAGGGCGCCUAAAAAGUAAACUCGGCUCACAGGGUGAUUAUUUUAUUCUUUGCUAUUUCAUGUAUUAUUUUCCACUCAUAUUUUAUUUUCACGUAUUUUCUUUUACAAAUGCCAUUCAAACGAUCUUGUCGAUUAUAAGUUGGGCUUUAAAAGCAUCGAGAUAUUUAAAUUUUUUUUUAUCUUGAUGUUCAUAAACUUGAUGCUAUUAUUAAUCUUCAAAUUACGGGAGGAUAUCAUUUGGUGUAAAAAUCUUUGCUACACUUUAUUAUGGCAAGUAAAGAACAAAAAAAAACUGUAUUAUUAUUUGUUGUACUUAUUGUUUUUUACUUGCCAUCACGAAACCAUAUAAAUAUAUUCAUGACAUUGAUAUGAUAAGUGUUUCAUCUUUCCUGAAACAUGUAUAGUGUAUUUGAGGACUGAAUAUAACCGGAUAGAAAUAAGUCAUACUAAUUAAUACAUAUAUACUUAGAGUUUAAAGACCAUUUUAAAAAUUAUGUAUUUUUUUUUUAUUUCGAGCAGCUUUCAUUUGUGCUGUUGAGUUGAAUAUUGUUUACAAAACAUUCCACCACAUGAUUUCCAAAGACUGAAACAACAAUAAAAUACACAAGAAUCAUAAUUGUAUUGUUAUAAUUUACAGGGUGCGUUGAUUCACGUACUUAGUUGUAAACGAACUCGAAACGUAUUUGCAAGAAGAUAGAUUUUUGGAAAAAAACAUAAUACAAGCUUAUCUAUAUUAUAGUUUUCGACCGAGUUUAAAUAAUGCGCACCCUGUAAUCUGUAUUAGUUUAUAAGUUAUGGCUUUAGUGCCGCCUCGACCGAUGUAGUUGUUUUAAUCAGCUUUUUAAUAACCGAUAGUGUAGCUAGAAUCUCGAUGCGUCCGUGGCUGACGGAUUAUAACGGAAUUAUUUUAACGUUAUUAAAGUAAUAUUAUAUUAUAUUUUAUGUUCACGAUUCUACAAGUUUGCAGUAACGUUAUGACAUCUGUACCCUCCCAAAGUGCAUUUAAGACACAGUAUAGUUUUUAAAUAAUAGGUACUGAUAUGUUGGACAAGCUGUUGUAGUUAAAAGUGGCAGAUUGAUCAAUUAGUUUCUAAUACGUAUAAUGUUGCCAUUCUCAUUACAAAUGUACAAAGAUAUUAUCAAAAUUUAGGUUUU
Pararge aegeria (speckled wood butterfly) is the source of this 2622-nucleotide messenger RNA. RefSeq names its product protein tramtrack, beta isoform-like. Gene Ontology annotation, cellular component: nucleus. Gene Ontology annotation, biological process: regulation of transcription by RNA polymerase II. The transcript is spliced from 9 exons. The record is from RefSeq and is a predicted model, not a curated record. Lineage: Eukaryota; Metazoa; Arthropoda; Insecta; Lepidoptera; Nymphalidae. Gene Ontology annotation, molecular function: protein binding. Bases 200 to 1351 code for a protein of 383 amino acids.